GUAACUGCUAGUCCAAUGGCGCUUGGCUGAACCACAACACGCCUGGAUCACAACGCGAAUUUUAAAAAACGAAGGAGGUUUUAAUCUGCCCGCGUCGAGCUGUCAAAUUUUGGCGGGAGUGCUUGUCUGUGUUUAUUGUUUAUGGUUUUUAAUUUCGGAGUGCUCUCGAAUUAUGGAAGUUUUAAGAUAUAAAUACAUCUUUAUCGUGGUGUCACUGCUUCUCGAGUCCGUCAGUAACGAAGAAUCUAAAACAAAUUCAACAGGAACCACGCCGAAUUGCCCGUUCUCAAAAAUCAUAGAAGAUGUAUUCAAAAUUCACAAUAAAACAUCAAAUAAAGAUUUAUAUAAAAGGGAUGAGGAACGAGUCAAAUUGUUUCUGAGUACAAUAGCUAAUAUCACAAAUGAAAACAUAAGUAGAAAAGAAGAAGAUCUCAUAAAUAUUAUAAUAGCUUCGAUAAAUAGAAUAAAAAAUAAUAUAAGUGAUACAUCAGAUAAGUUAAAUGAAGCAAUCAUAGUUACGUCUCCAAAAGACAGCGCUGGAGAUAAAAUUAAGAACCAAAUUAAAAGCGGUAUUGAAGAUAAGAUUGAUAUUUAUGGCAAUUAUAAUGCAAGCAAGAAACACACAACUAAAAGCAUAGAAAAUUAUGAAGAUCCUACUACAGAAAGACCAAAAUACGUGGAAAUUCUAACAAAGGAUCCGCAUACUAAAAACACAACAUCAGCGAACAUAAUAGAAGUUUUAAAACACCUGAUGCCUUUGUUUAAUAGUACAUUGACAAAAGAAGUACAUAACAUAACCAUUAUAGAAACAGAUCACAGUAAGAACCAUUCUUUUUCCGCAACGAAAAACGUUUCAACUAUCAUAGUAACGUAUUGUGAUAAUGAUAACUUGACGAAAGUUAACAAGACUUCUGUUGCUGCUGACAAAGGUGAUAAAAACCCUGAUGAAGAAAUUGAUGAUUAUUAUGAUGAAGAAAAGGAUUUGGAAAUUGGUGGAAAUGAAGGUGAUCUAACUAACAUCACGAUUGGAGAAAAGAAAGAAAUUAUGGAAGCCGCUGAUUAUGGGAUGCAGAAGAUGCAUGAAUUGUACACAGUUUUGGAACCAAAACUGUAUUCUAUGGGUCUCUGGUUGGACGACUCCAGUCCGGCUCGUUACGUGGCUGCCUUCAACGCGCCGUCAGAAGAGGCAGCCAAGUUCUCCCGCUACGGAUAUGCUUCGCUACAAGCUGCUACCAAGCUCAAGCAGUUAAUCAGCGGUGGCAAUGGCGAGGGUCUGGAAGGUCGCGAGGAGGAGACGCAGUUCCCGACGGCGAGUAUGAUGCGGCAGUCGUCCCUGAUGCAGCACUGUCCUCUAAGAGGAGCUCCUAAGUGCCCUCCCGCUUCAAAAAGAUACCGCACACACGAUGGAACUUGCAACAACAUCAACCGUCCCCGCUGGGGGUCCACCAUGACUCCGGUACAGCGAUUCCUCGCACCAUCCUACUCCGACGGACUGCAGGCUGCUAGAAGGUCCAUCUUCGGCACCAAGCUGCCUUCAGCUAGAGAGAUCAGUUCCACAAUCCAUGAGGACAGGAACGCCGAGACAGUAGGAGUGACCCAUCUGCUGAUGCAGUGGGGACAAUUCCUGGACCAUGAUGUGACUUCUUCCUCACAGUCUCGAGGGUUUAAUGGAUCGGUGCCGAGGUGCUGCAAGGAUGGUGGCAGGGAUUUCGUUCCUAAAGAGUUUAUGCAUCCUGAAUGCUUCCCAAUCCCGGUGCCAGCAUCAGACCCGUUCUACGGUCCUCGUGGAGUACGAUGCCUGGACUUCGUGCGAUCCUCACCAGCUCCUCGCGACGACUGCGCGCUCGGCUGGCGAGAGCAGCUCAACCAGGUGUCUGCUUACAUCGACGGGUCACCGCUGUACGGAAGCUCGGCUACCAAGUCCGAUAAGCUGAGGCUGUUCAGGAAUGGUAUGCUGCAAUACGGCAGAAUGCAACAACGUCGUCCAGUCCUACCACCAGAGCGACGUGACGAGCUGUGCCGCAAGGGAGCCGUGUCCACCGACUGCUUCAAGUCAGGAGACGCCAGGGUCAACGAGCACCCGGGGCUGGUGGCCGCUCAUAUUGUGUGGCUGAGGCAGCAUAAUAGAAUGGCACAAGAGCUAACGCAUUUGAACCCACACUGGAGCGACGAAAAGAUCUAUCAAGAAACACGCAAGAUCGUAGGAGCAAUGAUACAGCACAUCACAUACAGAGAGUUCCUGCCUAUUGUGCUAGGUUCCGAAGUAAUGCAUCGCUUCGAACUCGAGUUGCAGAAGAAAGGUUUCUAUAAAGGCUACAACCCCAAGAUCAACCCGAGUCCCGCCAGCUCGUUCGGCUCAGCUGCCUUCAGGUUCGGCCACAGUCUCGUGCAGUCCUCCAUGGUGCGCUUCGAUAGGUUCCAUCGGCCUAUGAGUAAUAAUGUAUCCCUCCACGAUGAACUAAGCAACCCGUCCAACAUCUGGUCUAUCGGCGCAGUAGACCGUCUGCUCCUCGGCAUGUUAAACCAGCCCAUCCAGAAACGCGACGAGUUCAUCACGGAAGAGCUCACCAACCACCUCUUCCAGACUCCUCAGUUUGACUUCGGCAUGGACUUGGCAGCUAUCAACAUCCAAAGAGGGAGGGACCAUGGAGUUCCACCGUAUACGUCAUGGAGGGAACCUUGUGGGUUGUCAGCUAUUGAAGACUUUGAUGAUCUGCUGAGGGUUAUGCCAGCUAGAGCUGCGAGAAAGAUGAAGACUUUGUACAGGCAUGUGGAUGACAUAGACCUUUUCACGGCGGGUAUGGCGGAAAGGCCGGUGAUCGGUGGCUUAGUGGGACCAACCUUUGCUUGUAUCAUAGCGCAGCAGUUCACCAAUCUUAGGAAAGGAGAUCGGUUUUGGUACGAAAACGGAGGCUUUGAAUCAUCAUUUACACCAGCACAGCUUCAGCAAAUCCGUAGGAUCUCUUUUGCACAAGUACUCUGUCGCACUUUGGACAGCAUCGAUACAGUUCAACCUUUCGUCUUCCUCUCUACCGACAACCCCGACAAUGACAGAAUAUCUUGCCAGAACGGACUGCUUAAUAACUUUGACUUAUCACCUUGGAUUGAAAUAGACUCAGAAUCUGACAACGAUAUUAGUAAAGCUGAAGCUACAAGCCCAAAACCGACUAAAAAACCAUCCACUACAUCAAGACCUACAACGACGAAGAAAACAGCGGGAAAGGGUGCGAUUAAGCCAAACAAAAAGAAGCCUGACACUAACACUAGUACUAUCAAAAACAUGACUAUUGAAAGCUUGACUAAAGAAAACCCGACUGACAAACUAAACGUGACAGACCUACAGAAAGACAAUGACAAAGACGAACUGAACUUGACUCUGACUAAUGACAUGACGACCACGACUGUAAAACCUAACAUAACGACUAAACCCACCGUGACGAGACGUGACGUACAGAUAGAUGACAAACUUGACUUUAAAAACAAGAGCCGACGGUUUGACGACGUUAAAGUAGACUCUAGACGUAGACCUUCAAACAAGUAUGACGAAUAUGAAUAUGACGAUGAGGAAGAUACUCAACAAGUGCAAUCUGUUGUCAUAAACAACGUUGCACAUAAAAGACCUCAAUACAACAGACCUAACAAUAACAGACCUAAUAAUAGACCAGUAAUUACAGUGACAGAGAACGUUGACAAAUACACUUACUUGAUCAACUACGUGCCAAGACCAACUGAGUCUUGGCGACAAUCGAAUAGAAGACCGACUACUGGACGACCUACGUCUGACAGGGACGUAGUUAAAGUAACAUAUCAGACUUAUGACGACACAUACAGACGACCAAACAAACCUUACUAUUACAACAGACAGGACAAUCAAGAGACCAAUUACAGAUAUAAUAGACCGACUCAUACGACUAAAAUCAGCUACCCUUCCUCCGCUAGGUCCAAUGACGAGACUGUGACACAGAAAACCAAAGUGACUGACAAACCUGAGACUAAAAGCGAAAGCACGACUGACUUAUAUAAACUUGUGACAUUUGGAUACGUAGGGACAUACAAAGGUUCAGCUAGCACUACUGAAAAGAAAAUGACUGACAAAACUGUGACUGACAAAAUCGUGACUGACAAAAAGGACAUUGAAGCUGACAUGACUGACAAAGAAGUGACUGACAGACAUAAAGCAGAAACUGUAAGUAAAGACUUUUCGACUUUUGACGCAAAUGACAAUAAAAACAUGAAACUAUCGACAUUUUACCUUUACGAGACCGCAACUAAGCCUUAUUUACAGAGACCGACAAGACGUAACGACGAAGUACCGGUACAGACUAACAAAUACUAUUAUAUUAGGAAUGUUCUUCACAAAUACUCUAACACUGACAAGAAUCCUUCUGGUCAGCCAAAUAAGGAAGAGAAAAGAGAGGUAAUAACGGAUGGGUACAACAAUCUUGGUGACCGUGAGGUCAAUAUAGAAGAGAGAUCUGCAGUAGACAAGAUGGCGUCCUUAGAAGACAUAGAAGUAAAGUCUAAUGUGCCGAGCCGGCAUAAAAACAGGGUGAAGCCUUCAAGUCCAGCUAAGACUCCAUCUGUGGCCUUUCAAGUAAUACCCAGUGAGAACAGUCCAUCACAAUGGGCUGUGUACGACGAGAACUUGGAUCUACCUGAACAGCACAGCAUGCCGACCAUCAAGACAGACCCUUACGCCCUCAAAGAAAUACCCACGCCCAUAGCUUUCAACAGCUUCAGGAGACGAAGACCAGGACUUGGGAGACAUUGACGCAUCUCCAUGUUUUAGACGAAAUCUUGCCUUAGUUCCAAUUAAUUAGAUAAAUCGUGUAAGAGCCAAUAUUGAAUUUGUAUUGUUCAAAUCGCCGUCCCCACCGAAUAAUAUCGUAAUCAAAAAUUUAAAAUUUUACAGGAAAAAUAAAAAACCGUUUUUUGCUUAUAACUUCUUAACAGGUUUACAUAACAACAUCGUUGGUAUAUCAAAAAAUGGCUUUUUUUUUCUUAAAUAUUUAUUUGUCAUAUAAAUAAAUAUUGGAUUUAUUCUCAUUAAGUUUUAGCUAAAAAUGUAUAUUACCAGAAAUGUAACAAAAUUUUGAACCAUAAUGCACAAUACGAUUUUAUUCAUGUAAAUUGUUGACAAUGACCUACACACGGCAAUAGUCCAUUGCGAUUGUCUUGACUGUAAAGUAGCGAUGUUCAUUAUAAUGGUAACUUAUUAUUGCCAUAGUAUUCACUGCUCAAAACAAUCUAUUGUGGUAACAGUAAACGCGAAUAAUAUGGUAACAUACUUUACCGA
Helicoverpa armigera (cotton bollworm) is the source of this 5296-nucleotide messenger RNA. RefSeq lists its product as uncharacterized. The record is from RefSeq and is a predicted model, not a curated record. Gene Ontology annotation, molecular function: peroxidase activity; heme binding. The transcript has 13 exons. The coding region runs from base 173 to 4771 and encodes 1532 amino acids. Lineage: Eukaryota; Metazoa; Arthropoda; Insecta; Lepidoptera; Noctuidae. Gene Ontology annotation, biological process: response to oxidative stress.